Messenger RNA from Stegastes partitus (bicolor damselfish), 3424 nucleotides. RefSeq names its product ATPase H+ transporting V0 subunit a2a (gene atp6v0a2a). Lineage: Eukaryota; Metazoa; Chordata; Actinopteri; Pomacentridae. The record is from RefSeq and is a predicted model, not a curated record. Bases 1 to 2541 code for a protein of 846 amino acids. The transcript has 20 exons. Gene Ontology annotation, biological process: proton transmembrane transport; vacuolar acidification. Gene Ontology annotation, molecular function: proton-transporting ATPase activity, rotational mechanism; ATPase binding. Gene Ontology annotation, cellular component: vacuolar proton-transporting V-type ATPase, V0 domain; plasma membrane; vacuolar proton-transporting V-type ATPase complex.
AUGGUGUUUCGGAGUGAGGAGAUGUGCUUGGCGCAAUUGUUCCUGCAGUCCGGCUCUGAAUAUGACUGCAUUAGUGAGCUGGGGGAGCUGGGGCUGGUCGAGUUUCGAGAUCUCAACCCGAGUGUCAGCUCGUUCCAGCGGCGCUUUGUCAGCGAAAUCAAGAGAUGCGAGGAGAUGGAGAGGAUUCUGGGCUACCUGCUGAGGGAGAUCCAGAAGGCUAAUAUAGCCGUUCCAGAGGAGGAUGAGAGUCCUCUCGCUCCUCCGCCCAGACAAGUCCUCGAGAUCAUGGAGCAGCUCCAGAGGCUGGAGAUGGAGCUCAGCGAGGUGGCGAAGAACAAAGAGAAGCUGCGGAGGAACCUCCUGGAGCUCACCGAAUACACCCACAUGCUGAAGAUCACGCGGACCUUCAUCCACAGCCGCUCCAGGCAUGAGGCUCUUGGUCCCCAGUAUGAAGAAUUCCCCACUAUGGAGACGGACUCGGUCACCGGAUGCACUGGUAUGCAGAGACUCGGAGCCAAGCUGGGAUUUGUUUCAGGCCUCAUCCAGCGGGUGAAGGUGGAGGCCUUCGAGCGCAUGUUGUGGAGAGUGUGUAAAGGUUACACCAUCCUCAGCUACGCAGAAGUGGACGAGAACCUUGCUGAUCUUGACACCGGUGAGAUCAGCAAAAGUGUUGUGUUCCUCAUCUCUUUCUGGGGAGACCAGAUCGGACAGAAAGUUCAAAAAAUCUGCGAUUGUUACCACUGCCACCUUUAUCCGCACCCCGAGAACGACGAGGAGCGAGCAGAUGUGUUGGACAGUUUAAGGACACGAAUCCAGGACCUUAACAAUGUGCUUCAUCGCACCGAGGACUACCUGAGGCAGGUCCUGCAGAAGGCCUCCGAGUCGGCCUACACCUGGGUGGUGCAGGUGAAAAAGAUGAAGGCUAUCUAUCACAUCCUCAACCUCUGCAGCUUUGAUGUCACCAACAAGUGUCUGAUUGCUGAGGUGUGGUGUCCGGUGAGCGACCUGGCAAACCUGAGAGGGGCGCUGGAAGAAGGCUCGAGAAAAGGUGACGCCACCGUGCCCUCCUUUGUGAACCGCAUCCCAAGCACUGACACUCCACCUACGCUGCUAAGAACCAACAAGUUCACAUCUGGUUUUCAGAGUAUUGUGGAGGCUUACGGGGUGGGGGACUAUCGCGAGGUAAGCCCAGCUCCCUACACCAUCAUCACGUUCCCCUUCCUCUUUGCCGUGAUGUUCGGCGACCUCGGCCACGGCACGGUAAUGAGUCUCUUCGCCCUGUGGAUGGUGCUGACGGAAAAAAAGCAGAAGAAGAAACGUUCCAGUAAUGAGAUAUGGACGACAUUUUUCAACGGGCGCUACAUCAUCCUGAUGAUGGGGCUCUUUUCUGUCUACACCGGACUCAUUUACAACGACUGCUUCUCCAAGUCUCUCAAUAUAUUCGGCUCUGGCUGGAGCGUCAAAGCUAUGUUCACAAACCAGCAGUGGACAAACAAAACACUCCAAACAAACGCUUUGCUCACGUUAGACCCGAACGUCAGCGGCGUUUUCAGCGGACCAUACCCGUUUGGCAUCGAUCCGAUAUGGAACAUGGCAGUGAACCGGCUGUCCUUCCUCAACUCUUACAAGAUGAAGAUGUCGGUUGUCAUCGGGGUCAUCCACAUGAGCUUCGGAGUGGUGCUGAGCGUCUUCAACCACUUGCACUUCCGACAGAAAUUCAACGUCUAUCUGCUGUUUCUUCCCGAGCUGCUCUUCCUGCUUUGUCUCUUCGGCUACCUGGUCUUCAUGAUUUUCUACAAGUGGUUGGCAUUCGGAGCACGAGACUCCAGCCAGGCUCCCAGCAUCCUCAUCCACUUCAUCAACAUGUUUGUCAUGCAGGGGAAGGACAUCACUCCUCUCUACCCGGGACAGAUGGGGCUGCAGAUUUUCCUCGUCGUGAUAGCUCUGCUGUCGGUUCCCGUUCUGCUGUUAGGAAAACCUCUGUACUUGUAUUGGCUGUACCGUGGAGGCAAAGGCCUGCGCAGACGUAGAGGUUAUGAGAGGGUGAGGCGCGUAAGCGAGGAUGACAACUCCACAGCUCCGUCCUAUGAGGAUGACGAGGAGGAAGGACUUGAUGAGGUGACAAACAGAGAAGCUCUUCCCAAAGAGUUUGACUUUGCGGAUGUGCUCCUGCACCAGGCCAUUCACACCAUAGAGUACUGCCUGGGCUGCAUUUCCAACACUGCGUCCUACCUGCGUCUCUGGGCGCUCAGCUUGGCUCACGCCCAGCUCUCGGAGGUGCUGUGGGCCAUGGUGAUGCGCCUGGGUCUCAGGGUCACCACAAAAGUCGGAGUCGUGUUUUUGGUCCCCGUGUUCGGCCUCUUCGCCACGCUCACCGUCUCCAUCCUGCUAGUCAUGGAGGGCCUGUCGGCGUUCCUGCACGCUCUCCGACUGCACUGGGUGGAGUUUCAGAACAAAUUCUACCACGGAACUGGUGUCAAGUUCGUGCCCUUCGACUUCUCCCUGCUGCCCUCCGUUUUCGAGCAAGACGGCUUGCUUUAAAAACCUCCGAAGGACCCGAUGCGACGCGAGCGGAUGCAGACUUUACAAUUGGGAAGGACGCUGGAAAGGUGGAACAAUUCACACUGUGAUUACGACAACAAACCUUCAAGACAAUGAAUUUGAAACUCAUUCUUGUAGCAACGUUUUUUCACCACGACGAUUUUUAAACGUUCUCGGCUGUGCUGACUGCCUUACUCCUGUAACCCAGCAAACCUCCCGACACACGGAGGCUCAAAAUCCUGUUGAUUAUUUGAUUUUGUCGGUGCGAUGUUGCUCAGCACUACUCGUCACACCAGUUGGGUGAAUUCAGAUUUGCAUUGUGCUGUGUAAACUGUUUUUUUGGUAUUAUUUACAAUAUGGUAUUUAAACAGUUAUACAGUGCAAUGUAAAGUCUGUGAAAACAAUAUAUUUCCAAACCAUAUCACGCAUCCUGAUGUAGUGCCAUAGAGAUUUAUUUCUGAUGAUGAUGAUAUGGGGAUGCCUUGGGUUUUUUUUUUUUUGAACUGCUCCUCCAUGUGAUGAAAGAAAAAGCUGCAGGCAUCGAGAUCUAAAGACAGAUUCAAACGUUACAACUCCCCCUUUUUCUCGUGAGGCAUAUUGUCACAAAGCACUUUGCAGAAAUGAUUGUACAAUUUAAAAGUUUUCACUAAUGACUGUGAUGAUGCCAAAUGAAAAUAAUCAACUGUUUGCUGUUUGCUUAUUUACUUAUUAAUGCAUUUAUUUAACCUCCCCUGUAAUCGCUAGAACAACGACGAAUACGCCAGAACAAGUCAAGAAGCCUUAGGUGUUCCUUUGACGAUACUGCUUAUUGCGUUUGUUAAACGAUAAUUAAUCACGGUAUUUAUUUAAAUUAUUACUGUCUGUACAAGAGUCGAAUAUUUUA